This is a messenger RNA of Gracilinanus agilis (Agile Gracile Mouse Opossum), 2408 nucleotides long. It is a transcript of the gene MYZAP, whose product is annotated as myocardial zonula adherens protein. The coding region runs from base 272 to 1690 and encodes 472 amino acids. The record is from RefSeq and is a predicted model, not a curated record. NCBI's taxonomy places the organism in Eukaryota, Metazoa, Chordata, Mammalia, Didelphimorphia, Didelphidae. The transcript has 13 exons. Gene Ontology annotation, cellular component: intracellular anatomical structure; nuclear envelope; RNA polymerase II, holoenzyme. Gene Ontology annotation, biological process: maintenance of ER location; intracellular signal transduction.
CUGGGUGUUCCCUCCUAUCCGGGCGGGCUGCAGACACUCCCCCGGGGUAGCGUGGGGAAAGGAGGAGCGGGAGCGGUGACGAGGGCCAAGGGAGGAGGCAAGGAGAACGAAAGAGGGCGGGCGGAUAGACAGACUGGCAGAUAGACUGCCAGCCUGGGGCCUGGGGAGCGUUAUUUGAACCCGAAAGAUACUCCAGCUCGGCUCCCGCUCCCGCCCUCCGCCCUCCACUCUCCACCUCUCCACCCUCCGCGCCCCAAGGCACAGCUGGAGGAUGCUGCACUACAGCUCCGCGGUCACCCUGCUCUCGGGCAAUGGGGCCGCUUCCUCUGGGAGUCCGGGCAAGAGGGCCAACGUUUGCCGAUUACGAUUAACCGUGCCCCCCGACUGCCCAGUUCCGGAGCAAAGUGAAAAGAAAGUGGAAAAAAAAGAGCAAUACCCUGAUCUAGUCAAUGGAGAAUCUGCCAAGAAGCUCCCCCAAGGUGUGGUUUAUGGUGUGGUUCGUAGAUCUGAUCAAAACCACCAGAAAGAAAUGGUGGUAUAUGGCUGGUCCACUAAUCAGCUGAAAGAAGAAAUGAACUACAUCAAGGAUGUGAGAGCAACAUUGGAAAAAGUCAGAAAGCAAAUCUAUGGGAACUAUGAUGAAAUGAGGCAGAAAAUUCAACUCCUUACCAAAGAACUGAGAGUUUCAAAUGCUCAACAGGACUAUCUACAGAAUCACAUCGAAACACAGUCUUCAGCCUUGGAUAGUUUUAAUGACAUGAAUUCCUCUUUGGCUUCAGACUCCAUUGGCUUACAGAAAACAUUGGUGGAUGUCACCUUGGAAAAUAGCACCAUUAAGGAUCAGAUCAGAAAUUUACAGCAGACAUAUGAAGCAUCGAUGGAAAAACUGAGAGAAAAGCAGAGACAAUUAGAAGUGGCUCAGGUUGAAAACCACCUUUUGAAACUAAAGGUAGAAUCUUCCCAAGAAGCCAAUGCUGAUGUCAUGAGAGAGAUGACCAAGAAACUAUACAGUCAAUAUGAAGAAAAACUACAGCAAGAACACCAAAAACAUAAUGCAGAGAAAGAGGCUCUCCUGGAAGAGACCAAUAAUUUUCUGAAAGCCAUUGAGGAGGCCAAUAUCAAGAUGAAAGCAGCAGAGACCAGCCUUGAGGAGCGAGACCAAAGGAUUGGAGAGCUGGACAGACUUAUUGAACGUAUGGAAAAGGAGCGCCAGCAACUUCAGCUACAGUUGCUUCAACAUGAGACGGAGAUGUCGGGAGGAGCUGUCAGCCCAGAUUCUGACAAGGAAAGGUAUCAGCAGCUGGAAGAGGCAGCAGCUAGCCUGAGAGAGCGCAUUAGACACCUGGAUGAUAUGGUCCAUUGCCAGCAGAAGAAAGUCAAGCAGAUGGUUGAGGAGGUUGAAUCAUUAAAGAAAAAAGUGCAACAGAAACAACUAUUUAUCCUGCAGCUUUUAGAAAAAAUCUCCUUCUUGGAGGGCGAGAAUAAUGAACUACAAAGUAGAUUGGACUAUUUAAUGGAAACACAGCCCAAGACGGAAGUGGAAACCAGAGAAAUUGGAGUAGGUUGUGAUCUACCACUGAGUCAAACGAGUAGGACCCGAGAAAUUAUAAGACCUGCAAGGACCUAUGCACCAUACACACGAGUAAUGGAAUUUACUAUGAAGAAAGCUAUAACUGAAGCAGACAAAUAAGUCCAUUCAUUGCAGAGGAAUAAAUGCACUGGGCCUGCAGCAUAGAAUCUGGAUGUUACUUCCUCAAUACACAUUUGCAUCAAUGAGAAUUAGAAUUCCUACAAAGUUAGCUUUCCUUUGGGGAAACCUGGAGAUGGCGGUUGGGAGAGAUAAGGACGGGGGAAGAAGCUUGAAGUGCAAUAUGUCAUAUUUCAAACACUAAACCCAAAUAUCCUUAUGUGCAGUGUUUUCUGUGACUUUCUAUGGACCCACUGAGAUUUUUUUUGGUGGGAUUCACUUACAAUCUGUCAUUUUAUUAGAUUUGGGUUACUAAUAGAGGAAAGGGGCAUUAAUUAAAAAGUGAUUUGUGUUUUUUUUUUCAUGCCAGGAUCACUUGUUACAUAUACUAUGAAGGUUUUGUUACCCAUAAAGUAUUAGAAGUUAAUAUUUUUCUUUGGCACAGAGACAUUUUGUCUAUGAAAAGGACUGUCGGACACACUUUCAAACUCUAAAGUGGAAAUGAAGACUUCUUGGCUGUCAGAUGCUGGUGACUGUUGAGCACAGAUGUCUGUCUGCUGAAGGCUCUGUGUUUCAAAUGAGCUCCAGUGAAGAAUGAUUCUAAUACCUGGGCAGGCAUCUUAAAGUGGUAUCCUGGAGUUCUAAAGCCCAUUGCUAAUCAUUUGUGCCUUGCAUCUUUACUGGGCCGACAGAAAUCACCAUAUUUAUUUCUGCCUAUGAG